AUGUGCGUUUUGAUCCUUUAUGGUCUCGUAAGUUGUGCACGAUUGUUUAUUAAAUUAUUACUACGACAAUUGACAAUAAAAGAUAUCAGUGAGCUACGCAUGCGUCUCAAUGUGAUGAUACUUCGUUUAGAAACGUGUCAAGUACUGUUCUGGGCGACAUGGUAUCCUGGCUUCUACACUGAACACAUUGGAGUCCGUCCCGGCAACGCUGUCGGCUGUCUCACUCACGCCCACUGCCGCUCGUGUAAGUGCGUCUCCCUCACGCAGGAAGCUAUUACAAUAUGCAGCAGGACGCUGAACAACAACUGCUAG
Molecule: messenger RNA, 312 nt
Organism: Spodoptera littoralis (African cotton leafworm)
Lineage: Eukaryota; Metazoa; Arthropoda; Insecta; Lepidoptera; Noctuidae
Source: the annotation of a GenBank genome assembly